AGGUAUGAGAAAGCCAGAGUUGGGUGUGAUAGUUCUCAUGAAAUCCAUUCAAAAUGGCAAUUAAAUAAACAAUCUAGAAAUUGUGAUAGUGAAUGGAUCCUCAUCCCGCCAAAUCACCAAACUCGAGCUGAACUCGUGAUCACGGAGGACGAGUAUGAUGGUUGCUUCCGUGUAGAAAGCAUAAUCGAGGGCUCAGUUGUGGUGAAUCUUCGAAGUAAAAAGGAUGGAAGCAUAGUCUGCCCUAUUUUUAUAGGCAAUAUGUCUGAAGUAUUAACACCAGAGCAUGGAUUUCAGCCGGUACCAGAAUCCCCAGGUGCAGUGAUCUUCGUGAAUGAGGGCAGAUGCCUAUGUAACUUUGGUAUAUCUCAGCAUGUAGAAAUGCACCAAACCCCAAUUCAUCGAAAGGAAUAA
Protopolystoma xenopodis is the source of this 411-nucleotide messenger RNA. The record is from the annotation of a GenBank genome assembly. NCBI's taxonomy places the organism in Eukaryota, Metazoa, Platyhelminthes, Monogenea, Polystomatidea, Polystomatidae.